ACGGCGCCCGCCCCGCCCCGCCCCGCCCCGCUGGCCCUUUUAAUGGCGCGGACUCCGGGGCGGCCCCGCGCAGCGGACGAACCCAGCCCCCGAUGUCGGCGCCCCGAGCCUCCAACGACCGGCCCCUGGGCGCGGGCGGCGUCAAGCGGGGUCGGCUGCAGCAGGAGGCGGCGGCCAGCGGCGCCCGCGUGACCGUGGUGCUGGGCGCGCAGUGGGGGGACGAGGGCAAAGGCAAAGUGGUGGACCUGCUGGCCACGGACGCAGACAUCGUCAGCCGCUGCCAGGGCGGGAACAAUGCUGGCCACACCGUGGUGGUGGACGGCAAGGAGUACGACUUCCACCUGCUGCCCAGCGGCAUCAUCAACCCCAAGGCUGUGUCAUUCAUUGGCAAUGGGGUGGUGGUCCACCUCCCAGACCUGUUCGAGGAAGCAGAGAAGAAUGAGAAGAAAGGCCUGAAGGACUGGGAGAGGAGACUGAUCAUCUCAGACCGGGCCCACCUCGUGUUUGAUUUUCACCAGGCGGUGGACGGUCUACAGGAAGUACAGCGCCAGGCACAGGAGGGCAAGAACAUUGGCACCACCAAGAAAGGCAUCGGCCCCACAUACUCCUCCAAGGCAGCCCGGACCGGCCUGCGCAUCUGUGACCUCCUGGCAGACUUUGAAGAGUUUUCUAGCAGGUUCAAGAACCUGGCAGCCCAGCACCAGUCCAUGUUCCCAACCCUGGAAAUAGAUGUGGAAGGCCAGCUGAGACGGCUCAAGGGCUUGGCUGAGCGUGUCCGCCCCAUGGUCCGUGAUGGGGUCUACUUCAUGUAUGAGGCCCUCCACGGGCCCCCCAAGAAGAUCCUGGUGGAAGGCGCCAACGCGGCUCUGCUGGACAUCGAUUUUGGGACCUACCCCUUCGUGACCUCCUCCAACUGCACGGUGGGCGGUGUGUGCACUGGUCUGGGCAUCCCACCCCAGAACAUCGGUGAUGUGUAUGGCGUGGUCAAAGCCUACACCACCCGGGUGGGCAUCGGGGCUUUCCCCACCGAGCAGACUAACGAGACCGGGGAAUUGCUGCAGACCCGCGGCCACGAGUGGGGGGUGACCACGGGCAGGAAGAGGCGCUGUGGCUGGCUGGACCUCAUGAUCCUGAGAUACGCCCACAUGGUCAACGGGUUCACUGCGCUGGCCUUGACCAAACUGGACAUCCUGGACACCCUAGGCGAGAUCAAAGUUGGUGUUGCCUACAAGCUCAACGGGAAGAGGAUCCCAUACUUCCCAGCCAACCAGGAGACACUUCAAAAGGUGGAGGUUGAAUAUGAGACGCUGCCAGGCUGGAAGACAGACACCACAGGGGCCAGGAAAUGGGAGGACCUGCCCCCCCAGGCCCAGAACUAUGUGCGCUUCGUGGAGAACCAUGUGGGAGUGGCAGUCAAGUGGGUCGGCGUUGGCAAGUCCCGGGAGUCCAUAAUCCAGCUGUUCUAGCUAAGCCUGCAUCAGAGCCCCGAGGCCAGCCCUGUGCCCCCCGGGGGCCCCGAGGCCAGCUGCAGCCAUGGGCGCCUGGGUGCUGGGCCCAA
Molecule: messenger RNA, 1558 nt
Organism: Ochotona princeps (American pika)
Lineage: Eukaryota; Metazoa; Chordata; Mammalia; Lagomorpha; Ochotonidae
Gene: ADSS1
Product: adenylosuccinate synthase 1
Exons: 13
Coding region: 93-1466 (457 amino acids)
Biological process (GO): 'de novo' AMP biosynthetic process; IMP metabolic process
Cellular component (GO): cytoplasm
Molecular function (GO): GTP binding; adenylosuccinate synthase activity
Source: RefSeq, a predicted model, not a curated record